AUGGCGGACGUAGAGCCAGAAUUUGACGUGGAAAAAGACUUACCUGAAUUUUUAUCGUCAGUGCUCGAUAGAACAGGGCAGUGUAUACAUAAUAGUGAAACGGAUAUCAGUGACGUGCAAGCACAAUCUGUAGUUCUCGAUCGAACCGUUAGUCUUUUGAGUUCUAUUGCCUUAACUGACAUUGAGCAAGAUCGGAUCGAGUGGGAAUCUCUAGCUACUGCGUUUGCAGAAGUACUACGGGUUAUUGAAAAUCAUCUCAAAACUCUAGCAGUAAAACCUUCAUCAAUUUCUCGACAUAAAUGUAAAAUUCUCAGAACGGGAAAUCCUGGGAGACCACAGUUCCUUAUAUCUCCUGACACGUUAGAAGAUCUUCUCGGACUUGGAUUUUCAUUGGAAAAAAUUUCUUUGUUGUUUGGUGUGUCUCGUUGGACAAUUUAUCGUAGAGUAAAAUCAUAUGGCUUGCAAAGCACGGCGAAUUUUAGUUUGUUGCCGGAUACAGAAUUGGAUGAAUUACUUUUAGAGUAUAUUGCUCGUCAUGGAUUAACAACCGGGCGAACAUAUUUAGCCGGGUACCUUAAGUCACUUGGACUGAGGAUUCAAAGAAGAAGAAUUCGCGAGUGUUUAGCAAGGGUGGAUCCAGCGAAUACUGCCUUGAGGUGGGGAAUGGUUAUUUCUCGUAGGCAAUACUCCGUGCCAUGGCCAAAUUCUCUGUGGCAUUUAGAUGGUCAUCAUUCUCUCAUUCGCUGGGGUUUUGUAAUCCACGGAUGCAUGGAUGGUUUCUCUAGAAGAGUUGUGUUUCUUAGAUGUAGUAAUAAUAAUCUUUCAUAA
Molecule: messenger RNA, 828 nt
Organism: Pocillopora meandrina
Lineage: Eukaryota; Metazoa; Cnidaria; Anthozoa; Scleractinia; Pocilloporidae
Source: the annotation of a GenBank genome assembly